This is a messenger RNA of Magnolia sinica, 670 nucleotides long. RefSeq names its product H/ACA ribonucleoprotein complex subunit 3-like protein. The record is from RefSeq and is a predicted model, not a curated record. The transcript is spliced from 4 exons. The coding region runs from base 260 to 454 and encodes 64 amino acids. Gene Ontology annotation, biological process: ribosome biogenesis; snRNA pseudouridine synthesis; positive regulation of telomerase RNA localization to Cajal body. NCBI's taxonomy places the organism in Eukaryota, Viridiplantae, Streptophyta, Magnoliopsida, Magnoliales, Magnoliaceae. Gene Ontology annotation, cellular component: box H/ACA snoRNP complex; box H/ACA telomerase RNP complex. Gene Ontology annotation, molecular function: box H/ACA snoRNA binding; telomerase RNA binding.
UCAUUUCCUGAUAAAGAAAGGGCUGGGUCCAGGCUUUUGUUUAGCAGCUUUUCUAUUGUGAACUGCCUGGCUGGAGCUCAGGAAUGAACCGGUUUAUGGUGGUCAUAUGUAGAGCUGUUAACUGGUUGGUUUCGGAUUGGAUCCUAUAGUGCCCAUACCCAGGCUAACCGGGUUAACGUCUUUCUGGAUCCAGUUUGAGUUCUUGAAGACCCUGACCCAUAUCGGAUCAGGUUCAGGUUGACGGCUUAGUUUUGUUACGAUGUAUCUUCAGUUCUAUAUAAAUGAAAACGGAGAUAAAGUUUACACCACCAAGAAAGAAUCACCGCUUGGGAUGGCAACACAGUCUGCUCAUCCAGCUCGCUUCUCGCCGGAUGACAAGUACUCAAGGCAGAGAGUGCUCCUGAAGAAGCGAUUUGGAUUGCUGCCGAUCCAGAAACCACCACCCAAGUACUGAAAAUCCCAAAGCUUGCACUGUUUGAACUUCUCUUUGGCAUUUUUAGAUCAGUUGCCAUGUCAACUUGCGUUUCAUAUAUGAUUUUUGUUCUUUACACCAUGCAAGUUCUUAGGUCUGCAUUGUAUUCUGAAAGCAUUUCCACCAAUGUAUUAAGUGGAGCUUAGUAUUUACACAAGCCUUCAAUCACUCUGCCUAAUGAAAGAUCAUUGGAUUUGA